This is a messenger RNA of Solanum stenotomum, 1408 nucleotides long. Its product is annotated as electron transfer flavoprotein subunit alpha, mitochondrial. Lineage: Eukaryota; Viridiplantae; Streptophyta; Magnoliopsida; Solanales; Solanaceae. The record is from RefSeq and is a predicted model, not a curated record. Gene Ontology annotation, molecular function: flavin adenine dinucleotide binding; electron transfer activity. The transcript is spliced from 8 exons. Gene Ontology annotation, cellular component: mitochondrion. The coding region runs from base 239 to 1303 and encodes 354 amino acids.
GGAAUAAUGGAGCUUUAAUCAGCCUCUAAUUGAGACAGAGUAGACGAUAAUGGAGUUGCUGCAAGGAAGAAGGGCAAUCAAUUGUUAGGUUUGGUGUGAGAAAGAUAGAGACGCCACGCUGAAGAGAUAUAUACAGACACGGCAGAUGCCAUUAUUAAUUUAUAGUAGUAAUUAUCUUUAAUAUAAGGACUGACAUUUUUGACCCAAAAUAGGACAAGUUGAAGCGAGCGAACUGGAUAUGGCCAUUGGAACGAUGCUCUCCGCAUUCAGAAAACUCUCUAACACUUCACGGAUAACCCCUUUUCGAUCUCUUAGUACAUUGGUUUUAGCUGAACACGAAGGAGGAUUAAUCAAAAACUCAUCAUUAAGUGCUGUGGAGGCUGCAAAAUCCUUAGGUGGGGACAAUUCGAUAUCGUUGCUACUUGCUGGAUCUGGUCAUUCCCUGAAGGAAGCUGCGGAACAUGCUGCUUCAUCCCACCCUUCCGUUUCUCAGGUCCUUAUUGCUGAUUCUGACAAAUUUACAUACCCUUUGGCUGAACCAUGGGGCAAAUUAGUCCAUCUUGUUCAGCAGAGUGGUGGCUAUUCACACAUAAUUGCUGCAUCAGGUUCAUUUGGGAAAAAUAUAUUACCGCGUGCAGCAGCUCUUCUGGACAUUUCUCCAAUUACUGAUGUCACAAAGAUUUCUGGAUUAAACCUCUUUAUUAGGCCAAUAUAUGCAGGAAAUGCUCUUUCCACUGUUCGUUACACAGGUUCCAGCCCAUGUAUGUUGAGCAUUAGAGCUACAUCUUUUCCUGUUGCUUCAGAAACAGCUGAUUUGAAAUCUUAUGCUGCGUCAAUAGAUCAGGUUGAUCUUUCAACCUUGGAUGAAGACGAGUCAGUUGCUAAGUCGACAUAUGUAAAGCUUUCCGCACAAAUUUCGGAGCGCCCAGAUCUUGGAAAUGCACGUAUUGUAGUUACUGGUGGACGAGGUGUAAAGAGUGCUGAGAACUUCAAAAUGAUAGAUAAGCUUGCAGAGAAAAUCGGUGCCGCAGUUGGUGCCACUCGUGCUGCAGUGGAUGCUGGAUUUGUUCCCAACGAUCUCCAGGUUGGCCAAACUGGGAAAAUUGUUGCCCCAGAAUUGUAUAUGGCAUUUGGUGUUUCUGGUGCGAUUCAACACAUAGCAGGCAUGAGAGAUUCCAAGGUCAUUGUUGCUGUAAAUAAAGAUGCAGAUGCCCCCAUAUUCCAGGUUGCUGAUUAUGGACUCGUGGGUGAUCUUUUCGAUGUCAUUCCGGAGUUGUUAGAGAAACUUCCUGAGAAAAAGUAGAAAAUAUACCAGUCAUUGUGAUUCAAUAAAGAUGAAGAUGAUGUAUGUGGUGGAUGACAUUUGUUAUCCAGGAAUAAUAUAUACUAAUAUCAUUCAUUAUUUCAA